AGGCAAAGCAACACACCAUAGGACAGUGGGAACAAGCACUGCUUUUUCUUCUGUUUGCUCAUCAGAUCUCAUCUGUAACUGCCAAGCAAGCAAAUCAGGAGUGGCGCGCUCGACCAGCACUUCAAAAUAUUGUGAGUUUCACACAAACUUUCUGCAGAGUACCAGUGAAGAUACAGUACUAAGGCGAAGAUAAGCACCGGAAAAGUGCCAGAAACUAAAUGAUGAGAGAUGGAACCGAAUUGCACAGGAGAUGGACAAAGAUAAUCACAGGCAGCAGAGGACAGCUGAAAAUGAAAAUGAAGAAGUUGAUGGCAAUUGUCUGUGUGGAUUAAGGAACAAAAGAGGAGUCAAAGUCACAGCAAAGCAGAUUCCCCUGGCAGAAUUUGACAAAAUGGACACUUCAAAUCCUGCCGAUGUUUCUGCUCUACUGGAUCAAGAAAGAAAGCUUGGUUACCAUUGCCUUCAAAAACCACCUGGCUUCACACCACAGCAGAAAUCGAGUGACAGCCCUCCUAAAGAGAAUGAAGCCUCAACACAAGGUGGAGAGGAGAUGCACAAAUAUGAGGAACUGUGUGAACAUAGCCCAGAAAAUUAUGGGAGAAUGGAAACUUCAAGCAAAGAGAACCUGACACUGAAGACAGGCUCAAACAACAGAGAGGAGAAACCCGUAUGGCCAGACACAAAAAGAAGUGAGGAAAAUUCAGGGGCAUCAGCAAAUGAUCAAGAGAAACUUGGUGCAGCAGAGGGUGACUGUAAAUUCCACUCUACCCAAAAGAAGAACAAAGGUGGUAAUUUACCAGUUCAAGAAAAAGACAGUAAAGACGAUCAUGUUCCCGGUUCUGGACUUUCCAAAGAAACUUUGCAAGAGUUAAAAAACCUUUUGAGUGAGAGCUCUCUGCUUAGUACCCGGGCCAGGAACAGUGGCAAACCCAGUAGUAUGUUUUCCCAUACGCUUCUGCUGAACGCUAGCGAUAAACAAAAUAGACACAUCGAGACUUUUCAACCUCAUUUAAGAGGAGAUGAUCAGAAAGUCCCUGCUCUACACAAGCAAGUAGCAGGGCAACUAGGGAAGCCACAACUGGUUCACAGCUCAGCUGGGCUGGAUAAGCAGCAGUCCAAAAGUGAUGAUAUAGAGCAGCCUGUUGUGAGGCAACGGACAUCUUCCCAAAAUGCAGACAGUGCUCCAGGAAUUAUAUUGGACCCUACUCCUGGUCAGCAUGAACAAAGAAAAGAUGCAGAUAUAAAGAAGACUGGAAGACAUGUUCCUCAUCACGUGGUCUCAGAGAUUGAACACAUUAUUGAACAGAUGGCCAAAGAUGGCAUACAUUUUGUUAGAUUUGAAGCAACAGAUCUUCAUGGGGUUUCAAGAUCAAAGAGCAUCCCUUCUCGCUUUUUUCGGGACAAAGCAAUCCAUGGUGUUGCCAUGCCCAGGGGUUAUCUAGAACUGACCCUGAAUCCAAAGGAUACUGAAAUAAACCACAUAAGUGCUAGCAAUUUCAACUGCGACAUAGUCUUGAGUCCUGAUUUGUCAACGUUUCGAGUUUUACCAUGGACUGAACUAACUGCAAGAGUGAUAUGCGAUUCCUUCACUGUAACGGGCAACCCACUAUUGACUUCACCCAGGCACAUUGCCAGGCAACAGCUAAGCCAGCUUCAGGAUAGUGGCUUCGCACUGUAUUCUGCCUUCACUUAUGAAUUCUGUGUUUAUGGUGUUGCUGAACUUGUAAACUCAAAGACAAUCUCUUUUCCUGCUGCAACCUUACUGAACAAUCAGGACCAGGCUUUCAUUCAGGAACUCAUUGAUGGGAUGUAUCAUGCCGGGGCAAACAUUGAGAGCUUCUCAUCUUCUACAGGGCCUGGACAAAUGGAGGUCUCUUUUCAUCCCGAGUUUGGCAUAUGUGCUACCGACAGCGCCUUCAUCUUCAGAACAGGCAUUAAAGAAGUGGCCAAGAAGUACAACUAUAUUGUCAGCUUUUUCACUGAAAAUGGGUUUUGCAACUCAGGUGUUCUGUCACAUAGCCUUUGGGAUAGCGAUGGGCAAAAUAAUCUGUUUUCCUUGGGUCCAGGAGGCCCCAAGUUCACUGACAAAGGGAAGAACUGGCUGGCAGGACUCCUGGCGCAUUCUGCAGCUCUCAGCUGUUUGAUGGCUCCAACCAUUGGCUGCCGUAAACGCUACAGCACUUACAGUAAGGAUUCAAAGGAUACCAUGAGUGCCAGCUGGGGCUGUAAUGACAACAGUUGUGCAUUUAAUGUCAAAAGUCAUGGUGAAAAGGGAACUCAGAUAGAAAACAAGCUCGGUUCUGCAACAGCAAAUCCUUACUUGGUGCUGGCUGCCACGAUCGCUGCUGGUCUGGAUGGUGUAAGGCGAGGGCUGAGCUUCCAGGAAGGAUCAGAGGAAAUCUAUGGUCCUGCUCAGAUCAAAGCUGCUACAAUCCCACUGAAGCUGGAAGAUGCUCUUGUUGCACUUCAAGAAGAUGAGUGUAUCAGGGAAGCGCUAGGUGACACCUUUGUCCGAUAUUUCGUUGCCAUGAAACACUAUGAGUUGGAGACAGAAGAAAUGGAUAUCGAAAGGAAUAAAUUUUUAGAAUAUUUUAUCUAG
Molecule: messenger RNA, 2599 nt
Organism: Eublepharis macularius
Lineage: Eukaryota; Metazoa; Chordata; Lepidosauria; Squamata; Eublepharidae
Gene: LGSN
Product: lengsin, lens protein with glutamine synthetase domain
Exons: 6
Coding region: 251-2599 (782 amino acids)
Cellular component (GO): membrane; cytoplasm
Molecular function (GO): glutamine synthetase activity
Source: RefSeq, a predicted model, not a curated record